AUGCAUCAGAAUCCUGAGCAUUUGGGAGGAUUGUCGUGUAGUGUCCACUGCCUCGAAGGCUCUCCUUGGACAAAGACGACGUGGGCAAUCUCUAGAUCUUCUCGCGAAGUCCAGAGAUCAAUGAAGUGGGUCGUCGAAUUGUCUCCGGCGGCUAUCACCCGGCGGAGCGGAAAAACGGCGACUUUGCGGCUCUCUGGCGGCUGUCACCCGACGGAGAGGAGCUGGAUGGAGGUGGGGCGCAUGUCAAGGAGCUUCAUCCUCAGGUCCGCGCAGCAAGAGGAGGCUCUUCAUCGCAUCUGGUACGCUCUCAGGAGGUGGCGACUGGUCUCCCGGUGGAUCGUCCUCUUCCCGACGACGGCUUGUUCGUCGAUCAAUCGGAGAUGAUUUACUCGAUGGAUUCGCGAUCCUUUUAUCGCGAAUCGUUCAGCAAUUUUAGUAGCAAUGCUCCGCGAAUCGCGUUGACAAGAUUUUCGCCGAUGAUCCAGCGAUUCUCAUUGCUUAAUCCUUCACCGGCGAUCUGCAAGAAAGUUGCGAUAAUCAAAUAAAAAUAUAUGAAUUUUGACUUUGGGAGGAUUCAAACCCGCACCGGUCGCCCCGCCUCUUCUAAGGAAGGUGUGAUGGGGGUUUAGUCCCACAUCGGUUGUACGCCGAGUUUUCGGGCGAAUAUAUAGUAAUGUUAGCUUUGUGAGCAAAGUCACUUCUCUCGCAUGUACGACCACUCCUUGCCCCACAGCCAGUUGGCCACUGGUGACGUGGAAGGGGAAUGGCGAAUGCGCGUGUCCUGUCGGUUCCCAAGCCAAGCCGCUUGAGCCCCUACUUCACGGCUUACUCCCAGACCACGCUUCCGACCCGCUUGCGGGCCCGGCUGGCCAGCGGGUUCUCCUAUUUUUGCAAUAUUUUUUUUUUAUUUGUUCUUCAUUUAUCUCAAAAGUAAGACUGUAAAAAUCGUAUAAAAUCACAUAAUUACCUAAAAAUUCACGUUAAUCAAUUGAAAACCAAAAAUCAUUCUUUAACAGAAAUAUAAGUCUAUUUAUCAUGAGUUAAGGCUAAAACUAUAUUAUUUACUAAUUAUUAACUCAUGAUAAUGAAGACUUAUCAAUGCCCUAUGCGAUUCAAUAGUUAAUAACAAAUCUAAGGAGUCAAACUCUUGAUAUACAUCUCUAUAUUCGAAUAAUACAUCAUAACACUGUUGAAAUAUAAAUGUAAAUAACAUGUAUUAACCACAUGUGACAAAAAUUUCUAAUAUAUUCUUAAAAAUCAAAGUCACUAGCAAGAUUAAAACACUACACUUUAGCAAUGUAAAGAUAGAAGCAUCAAGACAAAGAAUAUUUGAAAAGUUAAAGGGACAAUGACAUGCAUGGGAUUUAAACUCAAGAAGUAAAAUUUACAAAAGUGAAAAAAACUAUGGCCAAAGUAUUCAAAUCAAAGAAUAGACAAAAUUUGAAAUAAAGAACACUAUAGUGACAACAUGAAAAGAUAGUCAGAUAAUUAGAACAAAAAUAUAUUACUAAUGAAUCAAGGAAAAACUCAAAUCUUAGACCCACAUGGCAACUAAGUUAGACUAUCUACACAAAGUAAAAGAGGUAGAAAAGUCAUUGUCACAUAAUCUCUAUAGUGACAUGGUAAUAUCUUAUGUGGACAAAAUGACAAAGUAUGAAUGAUCAAACUUCAACCUACUUGACGUGACUUAGUUAUUGUAUAGUAAAUCAUGUAAAUUUUAAAUUUAUUAAAUUAGAAAAUAUAAAUUUUUAAAUAUUUAGAAGUAUUUAUGAACAAAUAUAUCAAUUAUAAUUCAAUAAAACUUUCAAAAAUAGUAAUAAUUGUUUCGAUCAAUUACAAAGAUGUAAUAUAAUAUCAAGUAAUUAUUUAAAAUUUUCUUCAAAGAAUACUAUUUUUUAUGAAUUUUAUACUAGGAAAUAAAAAUAAAAUAUAUUUAAAAUUCACGAAAAAGGAAAACAAGGGUGCGGACAUUACGAUGAUGUUAGCACCUAGCGAAUGCGAAUCAAGCAGAAAUAGAGUUCUAUCUAGUGAUUUUACGUAAGUGAUUAAAGACAAUUUAAUUGAUCAAAUUAAGAUUUAUAAAAGCCAAAAGAAUCCUAAUUGAAUGAAGUAUAUCUUAGUAAACUUAAAUCAAAUAAAUUAUUACUAAAUGAAAUGAAAAUUAAGUUAAAAGUAAGAAAAUAGAGUUUCGGCAUUACAAUAGUGAUGCGUCGGUGAUGCACUGGAAUUCUAAACAUUCGAGAGGAUUAUCAUAUAGUGUCCAUGGCCUCGAAGGCUCUUCUUGGACAAGGACUACAUGGGUAAUCUCUAGAUCUCCUUGUGAAGUCAUAAAAUGGGUCGUUGAAUCGUCUCUAAUAGCUAUCACUCGGUAAAGUAGAAAAAUGACGACUUAGUGUCUCCGACGACUGUCACUCGAUAGAGAGGAGUUGGAUAAAGGUAGGGUGUAUCUCAAAGAACUUCAUCCUUAAGUCUGCACAUCAAGAGGAGGCUCUUCAUCGCAUUCAGUAUGCUCUCAAGAGGUGGCGACUUGUCUCCUAGUGGAUUGUCUUCUUCUUGACAAUGAUUUGUUCGUCAAUCAAUUAGAGAUACUUUACUUGAUGGAUUCACAAUCUUUUUAUCACGAAUCAUUCAAUAAUUUUAGUAAUAAUAUUUCACAAAUCAUGUUUAUGAGAUUUUCGUCGAUGAUCUAACGAUUUUGGUGGCUUAAUCCUUCACCAACGAUUCAAAAGAAAGUCGUGAUAAUUAAAUUAAAAAUAUGAGUUUUUGCUUUAGGAAGAUUCGAACUUGUGUUGAUUGCCCACUUGUAUGAGAGAUUAAAAUAAGUACUUUAAUACUCUUAUCAAAUGAUGUCAUCAUGAUAUAUCAUUGUUAUAAAUAAGGGAUAUUGUAAGUAUUAAAAUCAUCAAAGCCUUUCUAAGAAAGGUGUGAUGCGGAUUUAGUCCCACAUUAUUUGUGCGCCGAAGUUUUAGGCAAAUAUAUAGUAAUAUUAUAUUUACAAUUAAGUCACUUUCUCUCACAUAUACGACCACUCCUUGCCUCACAGUCAGUCGGCCACUACUUAUACUCUUUAUCUUCAAAGUUGAAUUAGAGUAAUGUCACUAAACUUAUUAUUUAGUUCACUAACUCAUGAUAAUGAAAACUUAUCACUACUAUUAAGAAUAAUAUAAUUUAUUGAAAUAACAUAAAUCUUAAGAUAGAAGUUUUGAAGACUACAUAUGAGAAACUUACAUGUUUCAAAGUAAACAAAUACUCAAGGUUAACCUCACCUCUAGAUAAUAACAAAUUAUCAGACUUCAUGAACUAAAUAAUAAGCUCAGUGACAUUAUUCUAGUUCAACUUUAAAGACAAAGAUGUCUAUUGACCAGUUGAGGAUCUCUAAACACAAUAUUAAGUACAACAUACUUAUGAGCAAAAAGAAUUUAGUUGAAGUAUGAAUGAAUGUCAAAAGUGUAAAUUAUGAAUUAUAGAUGAUAACUCAUCUGUAAAAGACGUAGACUAAAGACCAGCAAAAUGAUCUCUUCUAAGUAAGCCAUUGAAAGAAAAUCUCGAAGUGAAAAAUAGUUGAAGGUUAUUGGAGUGCCAACAAAAUAAUAGAAAGAUAUUCAAAUCAAUAUGACCAUUUUUAGACAUUGAAAUAAUAAAAUAUCUAUUAGUAUAAAGAGAUCAAGUUGAAAAGGAACAAAGUUAACACUAAAUAAAAAAAAAAUCAUCUACAUUACUCACAUGAUCUCAAAAAGACCUACUUUAUACUCUACAAUAAAGUGACUACAUAUUCAAAGAUAUGAUUCAAAGUCUCAUUGACGUGACUUAGUCAUUUUGUAGUAAAUAACGCAAACUUAAAAUUUAUAAAACUAGAAAAUAUGAAUUUUUAGAUAUUUAGAAGUAUUUCUUAACAAAUAUAUUAAUUAUAAUUUAAUAAAUAUUUGAAAAAAAGUGGUAAUUUUUAGGUCAAUCAAAGGAAUAUAAUAUAAUAUCUAGUAAUUAUUUAGAAUAUUCCUCAAAGAAUACUAUUUUCUAUAAAUUUUAUACAAAGAAAUGAAAAGGAAAUAUAUUUAAAAUUUACAAAAAAGAAAUAUUAGGGUACAAACGUCAAGAUGACGUCAACACUCGACGAAUGUGAAUCAGGUAGAAAUAGAGUUAUGCUUGAUGAUUCUUAUGUAAAUAAUUACAAAUAAUUUAAUUGAUUAAAUUAAGAUAUGUGAAAAUAGAAAGAAUCGUAAUUAAAUAAAAUAUAUCUUGAUAAAUUUAAAUCACACAAAUUAGCACUAAAUGAAGCAGAAAGUAAGUUGAAAGUAGGAAAUUAAAGUUCCGAUGUCGCGGCGACAAUGCGUCGGUAAUACACCAAAAUCUUGAGCAUUUGGAAGGAUCGUCAUGUAGUGUCCACCAACCUCGAAGGCUCUCUAUGGACAAGGAUGACAGGGGUAAUCUUUAGAUCUCCUUGUGAAGCUUAGAGAUCAAUGAAAUGAGUCAUUGAAUCGUCUCCAAUAGUUGUCACCCAACGAAGCGGUAGAAUGAUGACUUUGUCUCUAACAACUGUCACUUGAUGGAGAAGAGCUGGAUAGAGGUGAGAUGCAUGUUAGAAAGCUUCAUCCUCAGGUCCGCAUAAUAAAAGGAGGUUCUUCAUCUUAUUUGGUAUGACUCUCAAGAGGUGAGAACUUGUCUCUUAGUAGAUCGUCUUCUUUCUUACGACGACUUAUUUGUCAAUCAAUCAGAAAUACUUUACUCAAUAGAUUUGUGAUCCUUUUAUCACGAAUCGUUCAAUAAUUUUAGUAACAAUGAUCUGCGAAUCGCAUUGACGAGAUUUUCGCCAAUGAUCUAGCUGUUUUGGUGACUUAAUCCUUCACUAGCGAUUUGUAGGAAAGUCAUGAUAAUCAGAUAAAAAAUAUGAGUUUUGACUCUAGGAAGAUUCGAACCUACACCGGUUGCCCAACUAUAUGAGAAAGAGUGACAUAAGUACUCUAAUGCCCUUAUUAAAUGAUGUCAUCAUGGUAUAUCAUUAUUAUAAACAAGGGAUAUUGUAGGUAUUAAAAUUAUCAAAAAUUUUAUAGAGAAGGUGUGAUGCGGGUUUAGUCUCACAUCAUUUGUGGGCCAAAGUUUCAGGCAAAUAUAUAGUAAUAUUACAUUUGCAAUCAAGUCCCUUUCUCCCACGUGUACGACCACUUCUUGCCCCACAACUAGUUGGCCACUAGUGACAUGGAAUGGGAGUGACACACAUAUGCCUCUAUUAGUCCUAGCUACUCAAGCCCUUGCUCACGGCUCCUUCCUAACUACACUUCUGACUUGUUUGCGGGCCCGACUAGUUGGCAAGUGCCCCCCAUUUUGCUAUAUAUUUAUUUUUAUUUCUUUUUUUUUAUUUAUCUCAAAAAUAAGAUAAUAAAAAUCAUAUAAAUUUAUAUAAAAUCACAUAAUUAGCUAAUAAUUUAUGUUAAUCAAUCGAAAACUACUUUUCACACUUUAACAUAAAUAUAAGUCUAUUUAUCAUGAGUUAAGUCUAAAACUAUAUUAUUUAUUAAUUAUUAACUCAUGAUAAUGAAGACUUAUCACUCAUCCUACAUAAUCUUUUAGAGUAACUUAUUAACUAAAUAGUUAAGAUGUAGAUUGUUUCUCUCCAUUAGGUCCAAGGUAACUGAUAAGUCUUCAUUAUCAUGAGUUAAUAAUUAGUAAAUAAUAUAGUUUUAGCCUUAACUCAUGAUAAAUAGACUUAUAUUUGUGUUAAAGCAUGAAAAGUGGUUUUCAGUUGAUUAACGUGAAUUUUUGGGUAAUUAUGUGAUUUUAUACGAUUUUUACAGUCUUAGUUUUGAGAUAAAUGAAGAACAAGAAAUAAAAAUAAAAAUAUUGCAAAAUGGGGGAUCCGCCGGCCAGCCGGGCCCGCAAGCGGGUCGGAAGCGCAGUCGGGGAGUAGCCGCGAGCGGGGCUCGAGCGGCUUGCUUGGAUCGAUAGGGGCACGUGUGCGCCACUCCCCUUCCACGUCACCGGUGGUCAGCCGGCUGUGGGGCAAGGAGUGGUCGUACACGCGAGAGGAUUUUGCCUACAAAGCUAACUUUACUAUAUAUUCGCCCAAAUAAUCCGCGCACAACCGAUGUGGGACUAAACCCGCGUCACACCUUGUUCAGGGGCGGGCGACCGCCGCAGGUUCGAAUCCUCCCAGAGUCAAAAUUCAUAUAUUUUUAACUGAUUAUCGCGACUUUCCUGCAGAUCGCCGGUGAAGGAUUAAGCAACCGGAAUCGCUGGAUCAUCGGCGAAAAUCUCGUCAACGCGAUUCGCGGAGCAUUGCUACUAAAAUUUCUGAACGAUUCGCGAUAAAAGGAUCGCAAUCCAUCGAGUAAAUCAUCUCCGAUUGAUCGACGAACAAGCCGUCGUCGGGAAGAGGACGAUCCGCCGGGAGACCAGUCGCCACCUCCUGAGAGCGUACCAGAUGCGAUGAAGAGCCUCCUCUUGCUGCGCGGACCUGAGGAUGAAGCUCCCUAACACGCGCCUCACCUCCAUCCAGCCCCUCUCCGUCGGGUGACAGCCGCCGGAGAGCCGCAAAGUCGCCGUUUUUCCGCUCCGCCGGGUGACAGCCGCCGGAGACGAUUCGACGACCCACUUCAUUGGUCUCUAGACUUCGCGAGAAGAUCUAGAGAUUGCCCACGUCGUCUUUGUCCAAGGAGAGCCUUCGAGGCCGUGGACACUGCACGACGACCCUCCCGAACGCUCAGGAUUCCGGUGCAUCGCCGACGCGUCGCCGUCGCGACGCCGGAACUCUGUUUUCCUGCUUUAUCUAGAGAUUGCCCACGUCGUCUUUGUCCAAGGAGAGCCUUCGAGGCCGUGGACACUGCACGACGAUCCUCCCGAACGCUCAGGAUUCCGGUGCAUCGCCGACGCAUCGCCGUCGCGACGCCGGAACUCUGUUUUCCUGCUUUCAAUUUAAUUUACGCUUCAUUUAGUGAUACUUUGUUGAUUUUUAUUUACCAAACUAUACUUCGUUCAAUUACGAUUCUUCCGGCUUUUACAGAUCUUAAUUUGAUUAAUUGAGUCGUCUGUAAUCGCCUACGUAAGAAUCGCCGGGUGGAACUCUGUUUCCGCCUGAUUCGCGUUCGCCGGGCGCUGACGUCAUCCUGAUGUCCGCACCCUUAUUUCCUUUUCUUUUUGUGAAUUUUAAAUAUAUUUACUUUUUAUUUCCUAGUAUAAAAUUCGUAAGAAAAUCUUACUCAUUGAGAAAAAUUCUGAAUAAUUACUAGAUAUUAUAUUACAUCCCUGUGAUCGACUUGGAAAAUUACCGCUAUUUUUGGAAUUUUUAUUGAAUUAUAAUUGAUAUAUUUAUUUUGAAAUACUUUUAAAUAUCCGAAAAUUCAUAUUUUCUAGUUUUAUAAAUUUUAUAUUUGCGUGAUUUAAUAUACAAAGACUGAGUCACGUCAGUAACCUAUGUGGUGAGUAGAGGGAAUAUAAGGAUAAGGAACAAGGUAUUAAGAAUUAAUAUCUACAAGUGUAGAAUGUUGGUAUUUGAGGAAAACUAUAUCUUGACUUAAGCAUAUAGUGUUGUGAGUUAAUGCAUACAAGUGAGGGGUAAGAUCUUAGUGGAGAUUAAACAAUAUUGUUUGGGAGAGUUGACUCAUAAAGUCAGCCAUAUUUAUGUUGAGAAAUACUAAAAAUCCAAUAUGGAGAUCUUUCAAAAUUGAAUGUAGCCCAAGGAAUGAUAAACAAGUAUUAAAUAUGUCUAUUAUUGUCAUGCAUGAGAGAAAAGAACCUAAGUGACCUCGUAGUCAAAGGAAGAGAUUUAGGUCUAGUUGUAUAUAGAUUAGACAGAUCGUGUUAUAACAUGCAUUCACACACACACACACACAUAUGUAUAUAUAUAUAGAUGUGUAGCAAAUCAGAAGAAAAAUGUAGGAUAUCAAUUAAUCCCUCCCUCCUAUUAGUACUUCACUUAGUCACAUUGAACUCAACAAUUAAUAUUAGAGCCCACCUCGAUCAAUACAUAUUAAAGCAUCUUAGGGUGUAAAUCCUAUGACUAUUGAAAUAAAAAAAUCUUCAAAGCCCAAAUCAUCUAUGUUUGAUGGAAUGAAUUAUGUAUUUGGAAUAUUAGAGUUAGAAUCUAUGUGACAAGUCAAGGAUUAAAAGUGUCUUUGAGUUCAACUAAACACAAUUAAUGUUUUUGAGUUUAACUGUGUAUUCAAUUGUGAAAUAGUGAAUGAGAUAUGUGAUAAAUUAGAACAUAUGAAUGUGACGAAAACUAGGAUCAACACCCUAGUGUGAAGAUAUGAAUCAUUUUACAUAAAAGAAAGAGAAUUCAUUACUGACCUUGUCAAGAGAUAUGAUGAUAUCAUAAAUACUAUGAGAAAUAUAAGCAAGGUAUUCCAUAAUAGAGACAAACUGAAAGCUAUUACCUACAUUAAUAAUGAAUGGCUAAGAAAGCCACAAUCAUAGAAUCAAAGAAUCUGAAGAUUAUCUCCUUAGAUUAAAUUGUUGGUUCACUCCUAACUCAUGAAAUAGAUGUGAUUAGAAAUAGAGUCCUUGUUGGAAGUAUAUUUCAUGGCUAGAACUUCAAAGGUAUGUGAUGUCAAUGACUCUCCCUCAUAUUUGUAAGACGAUUUAGAUGAACUCAUUGAUGCUUUUGAAGAUAUUAGACAUAAAUUGAAAGUAUUGCAACAAAAAACCUCAAACUUAAAGAGUAAAAUUAUUCAUUAGAAAACAAAAUAAGGAAUAGUACUAUCCUUACCAAAAUAGUGGAAAAGGAGAAUGAAAGUCUUAUAGAGAAAUUAGUAGAUUAUAAAAGGAACUUGAAGAUACAUCAUCUCAACUUGAUAUUCUCACUGUCACCAAAGAAAAAUAAAAUUGAGUCUUUAUGACAACAAAAAUAUCAUAAGCACAUAAUGAGAUUAUGACCCAAAGAUCUAAGAAAAUCUUAUCUUUUCAGGCCACAAAAUGUUGAAUACAUGAGUGUGUUAUCAUAGAACUAAACAUAGACAAUCUUGAGCUAAGAACAAAAAAUGAGAAUCUAAGUAAAUAGAUCAAACAAUCAAUUCAAAAGGACCAAAAACUAAAAAAGAAAUUAUUUGAUUUGAUGUUAUACUACAAGAAAGUGUGUGGAAGUCAUAAGGAAUUAGAUAUGAUGUUAGGAAGCUAUAACAUAUCUUUUAUAAAUGGACUAUGUUAUAAUCUGAAAUCACUAGGGAGUGAUUAAUGGAACUAGACUAGUUAGUAGAACUAGAGUUGGACCAAAAGCAUGAUUUAUCUAGGUACCUAAGGGUAAGAAAGAUAAACCCAAAGUAAUUUGGGUUCUGCAUCUAAUAACUUUAUUAUGUUUUUCAAGGGGAUAUCUUGUGAACCAUCUCACAGUGAUAUUUGGACAGCGGGUGUUCAAGGCACAUAAUUGAAGAUUAGAGUUGACUCUCUACAUUCAAGUCAAUGGAUUGAGGAGAAGUCACAUUUAGGGAUGACAAAAUAGAAAAUAUUCAUGGGUAUGAAGAUGUUCGAUUAAAUGAUAAAUCUGUUGUCAAAAUGUUCUUAUUGUUGAUUAACAUUUGUCAGCUAUUUGGUAAUAACAUUGAAGUUUGAUUUAGACUAGACAUGUGAUAACUACAUCAAAGGAAACCAGAUUAGAGAACAUUUAAAAUUGAAGCAACUUAUUCAUCUUAUAUUUAUUUGGUCCAAAUCAAAUUGUUAGCUUUGAGGAAAGAAUUAUUGUCUUGUCAUUGUUGAUUUUUUUAUAUUUACCUAGGUAAGUUUCUUUUGCACAAGAAUGAAAUAUUUAAUUUCUUCAUGAAAUUUUUAAAGAGAAUACAAAUUGAAAUAGAUACACUAAUUAUAAAUAUCAAAAGUGAUCAUGGAGGAGAAUUCAAAAAUAAUAUAUUUUUGAAAUUCUAUAAUGAACUAAGAGUCACGAAUGAAUUCUAAACCCUUGUAACUCUCUAUCAAAAUAGAGUUGUAGAAAGAAAAAAUAAAAUAUUAUUUGACAUAUUUAGGACAAUGAUAGUUCAAAGUAAUUAAUAAAUCUUCAUUAUCAUGAGUUAAUAAUUAAUAAAUAAUAUAUUUUUAGCCUUAACUCAUGAUAAAUAGACUUAUAUUUAUGUUAAAUUAUGAAAAGUAUUUUUUAGUUGAUUAAUAUGAAUUUUUAGCUAGUUAUGUAAUUUUAUAUGAAUUUAUAUGAUUUUUAUAGUCCUAUUUUUGAGAUAAAUAAAGAAUUAUAUAUAUAUAUACAAAAGGAAAGACUGACGUGACUUAAUCAUUGUAUAUUAAAUCACGCAAAUCUAAAAUUUAUAAAACUAGAAAAUAUGAAUUUUUGAAUAUUUAGAAGUAUUUCUAAAUAAAUAUAUCAAUUAUAAUUCAAUAAAACUUCCAAAAAUAGUGAUAAUUUUUCAAGUCGAUCACAGAAAUGUAAUGUAAUAUCUAGUAAUUAUUCAGAAUUAUCUCAAUGAAUAUGAUUUUUAAUAAAUUUUAUACUAGGAAAUAAAAAGGAAAUAUAUUUAAAAUUCACAAAAAAGGAAAAUAAGAGUGCAGACGUUAGGAAGACGUCAGCGCCCGACGAACGCGAAUCAAGCGAAAAUAGAGUUCUGCUCAACGAUUCUUAUGUAAGCAAUUACAGACAAUUUAAACGACUAAAUUAAGAUCUAUAAAAGCUGAAAGAAUCGUAAUUGAACAAAGUAUAUUUUGGUAAAUUAAAAUCACAAAAAUUAUCACUAAAUGAAGCGUAAAGUAAGUUGAAAGUAGGAAAAUAAAGUUCCAAUGUCACGACGGCGAUGCAUCGGUGAUGCAAUGAAAUCUUGAGCGUUUGGGAGGAUCGUUGUGUAGUGUCCAUGGCCUCGAAGACUCUCUUUGGACAAAGAUGACAUGGGCAAUCUCUAGAUCUUCUCGCGAAGUCUAAAGAUUAAUGAAAUGGGUCGUCGAGUCAUCUCUAAUGGCUGUCAUCCAGCGGAGUAGAGAAACGGCGACUUUGCGGCUCUCCAGCGGCUGUCACCCGACAGAGAGGAGCUGGAUGGAGGUGGGGCGUUUGUCAGGGAGCUUCAUCCUCAAGUUCGUGUAGUAAGAGAAGUAUCUUCAUCGCAUCUGUUACUCUCUCAAGAGGUGGCGACUAAUCUCGCAGUAGAUCGUCAUUUUCUCAACGACAGCUUGUUCGUCGAUCAAUCAGAGAUGAUUUACUUCAUGGAUUCGUGAUCCUUUUAUCAUGAAUCAUUCAACAAUUUUAGUAGCAAUACUCUGCAAAUCGCAUUGACGAGAUUUUCACUGAUGAUCUAACGAUUCUCGUUGCUUAAUCCUUCAUUGGCGAUCUAUAAGAAAGUCACGAUAAUCACAUAAAAAUAUAUGACUUUUGAGUCUAGAAGGACUUGAACCCACGCCGAUCGCCUGCCUCUUUUGAGGAAGGUGUGACGCAGGUUUACUCCCACAUUGGUUGUGUGCUGAUUUUUUGAGCAAAUAUAUACUAAUGUUAUAUUUCUAAGCAAAAUCCCUUUUCUCACGUGUACGACCGCUUGUUGUCCCACAACCGGCUGGCCACCGGUGACGUGGAAAGGGAGUGGCGCACAUGUGCCCCUAUUGGUCCAAGCUGCUCGAGCCCCUACUUGUGGCUACUCCUUGAUUGAGUUUCCAACCCCUUUGUAGGCUCAGCAAGUCGAUCGGUCUCCCUCAUUUUGUCUUAUAUUUAUUUUAUUUUUUUUUCUUCAUUUAUCGCAAAAACAAGACUAUAAAAAUCAUAUAAAUUCAUAUAAAAUCAAUGAAUAAGAAAGAUAUAAUAUAAUAUUAGAUAAAAUUUCAAAUUUUUCUUCAAAGAAUAUGAUUUUUUAUAAAUUUUAUUCUAAGAAAUGAAAAUAAAAUAUAUUUAAAACUCACCAAAAAGAGAAAUAAGGGUGCGGACAACAAGAUGACAUCAAUGCCUGAUGAACGCAAAUUGAAUAGAAAGAUAGUUUCAUCUAACUAUUCUUAUGUAAGUGAUUAUAUAUAAAAGUCGGAAGAAUCGUAAUUGAAUAAAGAAUAAUUUGAUAGAUUUAAAUCACACAAAUUAUCACUAAAUGAAAAAAAAAUUAAGUUGAAAAUAAAAAAAUAGAGUUUCGACAUUGCAGUGGUGAUGUGUUGGCGAUGCAUCAAAAUUCUAAGCAUUCAGAAGGAUCAUCUUGUAGUGUCCAUAGCCUCGAAGGCUCUCCUUGGACAAAGAUGAUGUAGGCAAUCUUUUGAUCUAUUUGCGAAGUCUAGAGAUCAAUGAAAUGAAUCGUUGA
Molecule: messenger RNA, 12188 nt
Organism: Spirodela intermedia
Lineage: Eukaryota; Viridiplantae; Streptophyta; Magnoliopsida; Alismatales; Araceae
Source: the annotation of a GenBank genome assembly